This is a messenger RNA of Vicia faba (fava bean), 1359 nucleotides long. The record is from the annotation of a GenBank genome assembly. NCBI's taxonomy places the organism in Eukaryota, Viridiplantae, Streptophyta, Magnoliopsida, Fabales, Fabaceae.
AUGGCAGAAACUCCAAAGAAAAAAGGCCACAUAGUGAUGAUACCAUUCAUGGCACAUGGUCAUCUAAUUCCCUUCCUAGCACUAGCAAGAAAAAUCCAAGAAACAGCACCAUCCACCUUCACAAUCACCAUAGCCACCACUCCUCUCAACAUUCAAUAUCUCAAAUCUGCAAUUUCCACAACCUUUUCUGAUAUCUCAAUCCAUCUUGCAGAUCUACCUCUCAACCAUAGCCUAUAUGGUUUACCACCAAACAUAGAGAACACAGAGAAACUUCCUUUAACUGAUAUCAUCAAACUCUUUCAAGCUUCAACAAGCCUUGAAGCUCCUCUUAGCUCUUUGAUAUCAAAGAUCACAGAACAGGAGGGUCAACCUCCAGUUUGUGUUAUAUCAGAUGUGUUUCUUGGUUGGGUUGUCAAUUUUGCAAAGAGUUUAGGGUUCCCUCAGAACUACAGAUUUCAUAGAACUCAGCUGCAUAGAUAUCUAAGAGAUGCUGAUGGAACUGAUAGCUGGUCAAAAUUCUUCCCUGCACAGCUAGCAUUUUCUAUGAAAUCUGAUGGGUGGAUUUGCAACACUGUUGAGGAGAUUGAGACUUUAGGGCUGCAACUAUUGAAGAACUAUCUUCAACUUCCUGUUUGGAAUGUUGGUCCCCUUCUUCCGCCCAAGGGUUCGAAUUCAAAGUACCGUGCGGGAAAAGAAUCCGGGAUAGCUCUUGAAGAAUGCAUUGAGUGGCUUGAUUUGAAAGAUGAGAAUUCUGUUCUUUACAUCUCUUUUGGAUCACAGAACACUGUAAGUGCUUCACAAAUGAAGGCUUUGGCCGAAGGUUUGGAAGAAAGUGGAGUUUUUUUUAUUUGGGUCAUUAGGCCACCUUUCGGUUUCGACAUUAAUGCAGAGUUUAAGGCAGAAUGGUUACCAGAAGGAUUUGAAGAGAGAAUGAAACUUAGCAAAAGGGGUUUGUUGGUGCAUAAAUGGGGACCUCAGUUGGAGAUUCUGUCACACAAUUCAACAGGAGCAUUUCUAAGUCAUUGUGGAUGGAAUUCUGUUUUGGAGAGUCUUAGUCAAGGAGUGCCAAUUAUUAGUUGGCCACUUGCAGCAGAACAAGCAUACAAUGCAAAGAUGUUGGUGGAAGAAAUGGGUGUGUGUGUGGAAUUGACAAGAACUGUUGAAAGUGUGAUUUCUAAGGAUGAUGUGAAGAGGGUUAUAAAAAUAGUUAUGGAUCAAGAAGGGAAGGGAAAAGAUAUGAAGGAGAAGGCAAAACAGAUUGCUCUACACAUGAAAGAGGCAACAGUAGAAAGAGGUGAAGAAAAGGGGUCUUCAUUGAGAGCAAUUGAUGAUUUUGUUAGAACCAUUUUACAAAUAUAA